This is a messenger RNA of Soboliphyme baturini, 525 nucleotides long. The record is from the annotation of a GenBank genome assembly. NCBI's taxonomy places the organism in Eukaryota, Metazoa, Nematoda, Enoplea, Dioctophymatida, Soboliphymatidae.
AUGUUUUACCACUUGUCGCUUGAACACGAUAUUUUGUUGCAUCCUCAUUAUUUCGGUCCUCAAUUGCUGGAAACCGUUAAACAAAAGUUAUUUACGGAGGUGGAGGGCAGCUGCAGCGGAAAGUACGGGUUCGUGAUUGCCGUGACCAGUAUUGACAACAUCGGUUCAGGGUUAAUUCAACCCGGGCGCGGGUUCGCCUUGUUUCCGGUGAAAUACAAGGCAAUUGUGUUUCGACCUUUCAAGGGCGAGGUGAUCGACGCCAUCGUGAGUCAGGUGAACAGAGUUGGAAUGUUCUGCGAGGUUGGGCCGCUGUCGCUGUUCAUCAGUAAGCACUGCAUACCGGCGGAUAUGGAUUUCGACCCAAACAGCUCCCCUCCUUGUUUCCGCAACAGUGACGACACGAUGUUGAUCAAGGAGCGCGAUGUGGUUCGCUUAAAGAUAAUUGGAACGCGUGUGGACGCUACCGACAUAUUCGCGAUCGGUACACUGAUGGAUGAUUUCCUGGGUCUCGUUUCUUCGCAGUAA